This is a messenger RNA of Candidozyma duobushaemuli, 492 nucleotides long. RefSeq lists its product as uncharacterized. Bases 1 to 492 code for a protein of 163 amino acids. The transcript has a single exon. The record is from RefSeq and is a predicted model, not a curated record. Lineage: Eukaryota; Fungi; Ascomycota; Pichiomycetes; Serinales; Metschnikowiaceae.
AUGCAAUUUUUGACCGCCAACAUCGUGCUAUACAUCCGCAUAGCCUUCUUGCUAUGGUUGGCUUUCAUGCUCAUCAAGAACCCCUUGGCUCUCACCAACGCCAACUUUUCCAUUCUUUUGGGCCAGGCUAUGCGUUUGCCUACCAUCCAGGUGACCACGACCAACCCACUUUUCGGUCUCAUUGCCGUGUUCCUCUCAAGCUACGCCUUGAGUGACUUGGUUCCCCUCUUGUCGGAGAACAUCCCCUAUUUCGAAAAUCUCGUGCCCGUGCGUUUGAUGUUCAACUUCGUCUUGGGCGCUUUCUGCAUUUCUUCCAACUACGGGUUGGUUGCCAACAACCUCGUCUUCACUUUUGCAUUUUUGGAAAUCUGGCUCAACUUCUUGAUCUACAACAACUUGAAGACCGAAAAGUACACGCGUGUCAAGACUUAUCUUGCGGAGCACGGUGAAGAGCUCAGAAAGACCGCCGACGCGCAAGUCGUGCCUCUUUAG